Molecule: messenger RNA, 1113 nt
Organism: Yamadazyma tenuis ATCC 10573
Lineage: Eukaryota; Fungi; Ascomycota; Pichiomycetes; Serinales; Debaryomycetaceae
Gene: DRE2
Product: electron carrier
Biological process (GO): iron-sulfur cluster assembly
Cellular component (GO): cytoplasm
Molecular function (GO): iron-sulfur cluster binding
Source: RefSeq, a predicted model, not a curated record
UACUCAUCAGCUAACUAAUAUACCACAUUCAUUCUCGGUUCCAGUACCUUACCAGCGUAAUGCCCGGAAACGUCUUAUUAUUGAUUCACCCCACCGUUGUCACCAACGAACUGUUGGUGGUGCAGACGAAGCAAUCGUUAGCAGACUAUCGCAUCACUCAGCACAUCAUCGAUAGAGUUGCCAACAACAAGGUGGAAAUCACCGAUAAGUUCGACAUCAUCUACUACUUAAAUCCCAACACCGGCACCGACGAGCGAGGGUUGCCCGAUGCAGUGAUAUCCAAGUUUUUUGGACUUUUGAAUGAAGAAGGAGGAGAAGUUGUAGGGGACUUGCCCCAAGACCAAGCUCUUGAUGUGUUAAUGAACGGAUUUAUGAUUGAGAAUGGCAAGUGGGUCAAGCCCAAGCCCGUGAAGAUGGCUGUGAUGAGUUUGAAGAAAAAACCAGAGAAGUCCGAAGGAAAGUCAUUGGACCUGAAACUCAACAAGUUUAAAAAGUUAGGUGCCGUGUCACCUGUACCCUCGGUGGGCUUGACGGAUACGUCAGCCAAUAGCUCGGAUGAGGAGGAGGAGAGCAAUAAGAGAAAAUUGGAAAAGACCAAAUUGACGUACUUUAGCGAUUCGGAUGAAGAUGACGAGGAAAUCGACGAAAACGAGUUGGUGGAAGCCUCGUCGCCCAACUACAACUUGAUUGUUCCACGGAAGUGUGACACCUCUGGGAAGAAGAGAAGAAAGGCCUGUAAGGACUGUACGUGUGGGUUGAAAGAGCAGGAGGAAAUGGAGUUACAGAACCAACUGUUAUUGCAAACCUCGUUGUUAUCGAAAAUGGUGCGACUGGCGACCGAAGAAGCCAUGAAGAUUGAGGAAAAGCUCAAGAACAAGGUCCAGUUUACCGAGACAGACAUGUCUGAAAUUGACUUUACCAUCAAGGGAAAAACUGGAGGAUGUGGCUCGUGUUCCUUGGGAGAUGCCUUCAGGUGUGACGGAUGUCCAUUCUUGGGCAUGCCUCCUUUUAAGCCAGGCGAAGCUAUUACCAUCGACGGGUUUGGUGAGGACAUUUAGUGUCAUAUAUGCAUUCAGACGUUUUUUGUACGUUAAAUAUAUUUAUUGGUUCGGG